Molecule: messenger RNA, 2240 nt
Organism: Lepus europaeus (European hare)
Lineage: Eukaryota; Metazoa; Chordata; Mammalia; Lagomorpha; Leporidae
Gene: SUPT3H
Product: SPT3 homolog, SAGA and STAGA complex component
Exons: 12
Coding region: 298-1251 (317 amino acids)
Biological process (GO): transcription by RNA polymerase II
Molecular function (GO): protein heterodimerization activity; transcription coactivator activity
Source: RefSeq, a predicted model, not a curated record
GCCGGGGGCGUCGAGAUCGCUACCUCCUCGGUCCGCACAGCCCCCGCCCCAGAGUCGGGCUUACGCCAUCUUGCGCCCCCCCAACUCCUGCCACACAGCCGAGUCACCUUUUUCCUCUCUAGAUUCUCUGCCACCGCCCCCCCUCCCCGCCCCUUUUCAAUCCUGUCGCGGGCCGCAGCAGGAGAAACCACGCCAUCUCUACCCCCACAGUCUCCACGCGGGACGCGCAGCCGUGCCACAAGUGUUCUUAAAGCAGAGGUACUUCAAAGAGUUUGUGGAAAAAAGUGGAAUUAAAAGAUGAAUAGUACUGCAGCUAGCCCAAUGUCUACUGCCACUUCAAAUAGUGGAAGAAGUACAGGGAAGUCUAUAAGCUUCGUGGCAGAAUUACAGAGUAUGAUGUUUUCUUUGGGUGACGCCAGGAGGCCUCUUCAUGAAACAGUGGUUUUGGUAGAAGAUGUGGUACAUACUCAGUUAAUUAAUCUGUUACAGCAAGCUGCUGAAGUUUCUCAGCUGCGGGGAGCAAGGGUAAUUUCUCCUGAAGAUCUUCUGUUUUUGAUGCGCAAAGAUAAGAAAAAACUUAGAAGACUGUUAAAAUACAUGUUUAUGCGAGACUACAAAUCGAAGAUUAUCAAAAGCAUAGAUGAGGAUGAUCUUCUAGAAGACAAAUUGAGUGGCAGCAGUAAUACAAACAAAAGACAAAAAAUUGCUCAAGACUUCUUCAACUCUAUUGACCAGACUGGAGAACUUAUGGCAAUGCUUGAAAAUGAUGAAAUUGAUGAAGUUAAACAAGAAAGAAUGGAGAGAGCAGAAAGACAAACUCGAAUUAUGGAUUCAGCUCAAUAUGCAGAAUUCUGUGAAAGUCGACAUUUAAGUUUCUCCAAAAAAAAUUCCAAAUUUCGAGACUGGUUGGACUGCAGCAGUAUGGAGAUAAAACCCACUAUUGUCGCUAUGGAAAUUUUAGCAUAUUUAGCAUAUGAAACUGUGGCACAGUUAGUGGAUUUGGCUCUUCUCGUGAGACAGGACAUGGUCACCAAGGCAGGGGACCCCUUCAGCCAUGCCAUGUCUGCAACCUUCAUUCAGUAUCACAACUCUGCUGAGAGCGCUGCGGCCUGUGGUGUUGAGGCUCACAGCGAUGCCAUCCAGCCCUGCCACAUCAGAGAAGCUGUUCGACGCUACGGCCACAAGAUUGGCCCCCUUUCCCCAUUCACAAGUGCCUACCGCAGGAGUGGGAUGGCUUUUCUAGCCUGCUGAUGUGACUGUGGCCGGGCCUGCAACAACAGGAAAGGCAAUGUUAUACUAAGGGUAUUUCUUUUCCCUUCCUCGGACAAAAUAAAAUACAAGUUUGCCUUCUUGGUAUCCUAGGGAGUGGGCUGGCUUGUUGUGACUGUGCACCGGCCGACUCCUGCACUGCUCCAGCCCCUCAGGCCUGUGUCUCAUUUACUAGAUGGGCCGGAGCGCUAAUCCAUGGCAGGAUGUUUGGGAUGGUGUGUAGGUGGGCAAGCAUGCAGAUCAUACAGUCCUGAAAUUUUCAUUUGGAGUGGGUGUGCUGCCCUGCGCUCACAUAUCUUGAAAGCAGUGUCCUCCCCCAGCCCACUUGUUUAGUCUGUGCUUUAUUUGAUGCAUUUCAGGACCCUGAUUUGGAACAAAGGAAACUAAAUUUAAAGGGCAGUCAGUCUUCCCCUCCUACUGCCCUCCAAACUUUACUUCCCAACAGUCAUUGGGAAAAAAAUUUACCUGAACUUAGAGCCUGUCCCUUUCAGAAACUUACACUUAUGGAAGAGUUAAUGGACCCAAUGAACUGCCUGUUCCCACCCCUUCCUCCCUGGCAGCCAGCUGCCACACAUGUGUCAUUUGCAUGCUAUCUCCCAGCCUCCGGCCAUCCUCCUAUCAGGCGUGGUUUUCCUCACCUAGAACCUCUCUCCCUCUGUCCCCUCCUUUUCCUGUUCCUCCAAUCCCAGGCCCACCAGCUCCCUAGUACCUAACCCAUUCAGAAGCAGAAGAUUGCUUCCAGGGAGGGGCAGACCGAGUGCUUCCUCCCUCCAAGCUCCCAUACCUGGACUGGGAACACAUGGGGGUCAAGUCUUGCCAUAGUAGCUCAGCUCUCCCUGUGGCAUCUGUACUGUGUCUAGGAAAUGAGGAACUGUAAGUUUUGAGAACAAAUCAAAAUGUAGCAGACAUAAUUGUAAAGUUCCUUGAUUAAAAAUGAAUUGCAAUAAAGGAAGUUUUGUCUUUCAUUCUGU